AUGGCGCCUAAGAGCCAAAAAUGGAUCAUCAUCGCUUGCGAAGCCGUCGUUGGUGUUUGGGGCAUCACGGCGCUCCUCGUCAAUUUCUUCCAAUGUCAACCACCGACACCUUGGCUUUACGGCGAUAACGAUAAAUGCAUUAAUCUCAAGGCAUUUUGGACGUACUACUCAACCGCCAACAUCGUCACCGACAUCAUCAUCGUCAUCAUUAUGGCAGAAAACGUGGUCAAGAUCCAAACCUCGUGGCCCAAGAAGAUUCUUGUCAUGAGCGUUUUUGGCAGCAGGAUAUUUGUAACGCCGGCAAUCGCAGCGCAAAUCCACUACUCCAACAAGGCAUUCGACUCUGCCGAUCACUCAUUUAGCAUUUGGCCCGCCUCCAUCACCAUCCAGCUAGUGCAGUGCCUCGCCAUCCUCACCGUAUGCCUGCCCAACUUCAAGCCCUUCCUCGACAGCCUAGAGUCGGGGCAGAUCCGCGUCGACGACAUGCGACGGCAGGGCAAGUCGAGCAGCAACGGGUACCCGACAAACAGGCCCGGCUACGCGGGAUACAAGUCAAAAACAGCGCAGAGCAGCAGAUCGCGAGCCCUGGAUCAUGCAUCCAAGACGCAGCGCAGUGAGAUUCACGAGAUGGAGGACUUUGCUACGAAGCCGAAACAUGACCACGAGAGGAGCUGGGAUGGACAGAGUCGCUCGAGCCACUCAAGUCAAAAGAUCUUGAUCCAUCAGACGUGGCAGGUAGAUAUAGAGACAACGCAGGAUGCAGCAUUCCGGCAAACAUGA
This is a messenger RNA of Fusarium musae, 780 nucleotides long. RefSeq lists its product as uncharacterized. The record is from RefSeq and is a predicted model, not a curated record. Bases 1 to 780 code for a protein of 259 amino acids. The transcript is spliced from 2 exons. Lineage: Eukaryota; Fungi; Ascomycota; Sordariomycetes; Hypocreales; Nectriaceae.